Molecule: messenger RNA, 1272 nt
Organism: Sphenostylis stenocarpa
Lineage: Eukaryota; Viridiplantae; Streptophyta; Magnoliopsida; Fabales; Fabaceae
Source: the annotation of a GenBank genome assembly
AUGGCUUCUUUACAAACCACAUCUUUACUCUCUUCAUCCUCUUCUUCUCUGACAAAACUCAACGCUUCUAUCCAUCUUCCUAGCCCUCCACGAGUGAAUUUUUCGGUUCCAACAGUACCAUCAAGAAAGCUGCAGAUUCAUGAGCUUAAUGGAUCCAUCGACACAAUCCCAUCAGAGAAGAAUGCCAUCACAACGCAGAUAUAUGAAGAUCUAUACAGCCCCAGCAACAAAUCUAAAAGGGUCACUAUUCAACUCCACGCAAUUCUAGAGGAAGUCGCUGACAGAAUUGAAAUGCACAGAAACAUUGGCGAACAAAGAAACAACUGGAAUACCCUUCUUCUUAACUCCGUCAACAUGAUCACUCUCACUGCCACAGCCAUGUCUGGUGUUGCUGCAGCCACCACUGGUGACACUGGGGCACCGCUUUUGGCCUUGAAACUAUCAUCCACUCUCUUGUUUUCUGCGGCCACUGGAAUGUCACUUAUCAUGAGCAAAAUUCAGCCCUCGCAACUCGCUGAGGAGCAACGCAAUGCUACAAGGUUGUUUAAACAGCUUCAUACCCAUAUCCAAACCAGAAUCGCUCUUGGAAAUGCCACAGAGGAAGAUGUGAAGGGUUCAAUGGAGAAAGUGUUGGCACUCGACAGAGCUUACCCACUUCCCUUGCUGGGAGCCAUGCUUGAAAAAUUUCCCGCAAAAUAUGAACCUGCAGUGUGGUGGCCUUCAUCUCAGUUCCAAAGAAGAAGUAAAACACAAGAGAGAAAAAGAACUAAUAAUGGAUGGAGCGAAGAUCUUGAAAUGGAAUUGAGGGAAGUGAUUGAAGUGAUAAAGAAGAAAGACUCUGAAGAAUAUGAGAGACUAGGAAACAUAAUGUUGAAGGUAAACAAGAGUUUGGCGAUUGCAGGGCCUUUGCUUAGUGGCAUUGCAGCAGUGGGGUCUUCAUUUGUAGGGAAUGGGUCGUGGGCAGCAUUAGUACCUCUCAUUGCUGGCUCGUUGGCUUCGGCCGUUAAUGCUUUUGAGCAUGGUGGCCAAGUCGGCAUGGUCUUUGAAAUGUACAGAAACUGUGGGGGAUUCUUCACGCUUUUGGAAGAGACGAUCAAGGGCACACUUGAAGAGAAAGACGUUGAGAAAAGAGAAAACGGAGAGGUAUUUGAAAUGAAGGUGGCAAUGAAGUUGGGAAGAACCGUUUCGGAGCUGAGACACCUUGCCUCAAAAUCUGCUUCUUGUCGUGUGGAAGAGAUUGCCAUAGAUGAAUUCGCCAGCAAACUCAUUUAA